Messenger RNA from Dryobates pubescens (Downy woodpecker), 1054 nucleotides. RefSeq names its product TGFB induced factor homeobox 2 (gene TGIF2). Gene Ontology annotation, biological process: regulation of transcription by RNA polymerase II. Gene Ontology annotation, molecular function: DNA-binding transcription factor activity, RNA polymerase II-specific; RNA polymerase II cis-regulatory region sequence-specific DNA binding. The record is from RefSeq and is a predicted model, not a curated record. The transcript has 3 exons. The coding region runs from base 123 to 977 and encodes 284 amino acids. Lineage: Eukaryota; Metazoa; Chordata; Aves; Piciformes; Picidae.
UGUCACCGCCGCCCACCCAAAACUUUUCGCUGCGCCUCGGCCGCCCGCCCCGCCGCCGCGGGAGGGUCCCGCCGCACCCCCGGCCCCGGAGCGGCGGCGGCGGAGCGACCCCGGCGGGGCCCAUGCAAGGGCCGAGGCGGCGGCGGCGGCCCGGGGGCUUCAGCCAGGAGAGGUCCGCGGGCAGCUCCACCAUGUCGGAUAGCGACUUCGGGGAGGACGACAGCGCCACAUCGCCGGACCCCUCGCAGGCCAGCAAAAGGAAGAGAAGGGGCAACCUCCCGAAGGAGUCCGUGAAGAUCCUGCGGGACUGGCUGUACGAGCACCGCUUCAACGCCUACCCCUCGGAGCAGGAGAAGCUCAGCCUCUCGGGGCAGACCAGCCUCUCCGUGCUGCAGAUCUGCAACUGGUUCAUCAACGCCCGCCGGCGGCUGCUGCCCGACAUGCUGCGCAAGGACGGGAAGGACCCCAACCAGUUCACCAUCUCCCGCCGCGGGGGCAAGGCCGGGGACGUGGCGCUGCCGCGGGGCGCGGCCGCCGGCUCCGGGGUGCUGGUGGUGCCUCCCGUGCCGGCCGCCGGCGCCUCCAAGGUGCUGUCGAUGUCCGUGUGCCCGCAGGUACUGUGCCACCCGGUGCGGGCGCUGGGCGGCGGCCUGGCGGUGCUGAGCGCCCAGGGCGGCGCCGACUGGGAGCAGCCUCCCGGUGCGCGGUCGGCGGAGCCGGAGCCCGCCGCCGCCCCCCGCGGCGCCCCGGGCGGCACCGCCGCGCUGCUGCGGGCCGAGGCCGCCAGCCCCACCAGCGGACUCUUCAACACGCCGCCCCCCACGCCCCCCGAGCUCUGCGGCGACGACUUCAGCGGCUUCCAGCUGCUGGUGGAGGUGGCCCUGCAGCGGGCGGCGGAGCUGGAGUCGCAGCGCCGCGGCGGGCAGCUGCCCCUCGCCCCCCGCGCCCAGCCCCCCGCCGCCUCCGCCGCCAAAUAACCCCCCCCGGGCCGGGCCCCGCGGCCUGCCCUUCUUCGGGGGGGUGCCCGACCCUGCCGGCCUCACGCCCCCCGCCC